Messenger RNA from Wyeomyia smithii (pitcher-plant mosquito), 1334 nucleotides. RefSeq lists its product as uncharacterized. The coding region runs from base 3 to 1199 and encodes 398 amino acids. The record is from RefSeq and is a predicted model, not a curated record. NCBI's taxonomy places the organism in Eukaryota, Metazoa, Arthropoda, Insecta, Diptera, Culicidae. The transcript has 4 exons.
ACAUGCCUCGCAAGCUAAUAUUGUCCAGAAUUGACUCUGGCAUCCCGAAGCCCCGAGCGCAUCCUCCAGAACCUCAAAAUUUCAACAUUCUACGGCGACAAAAUUCUACCUAUACAACUAAAGAAAACAAAAGUAACAACGUAGUCCGGGCAAAAAGUGUGGAUCACAGCAUUCACUACACGUCGAACCAAGCUCCACAGCGACCAUGGUCCAGCAGUUCGAGUGUAGACCGUAAACCUCGAUCCAGCGCAACGGAACUACCGAAAUUUACCAACUUACGUCCUCUAGGAUUUCGUCCGUCAUAUUUGCACCGUGUCGAAACGAAUCAAACAAAUAAAUCCGUUCGUGCAGUACCCGCGAUAGAGUCCACCCCGAGAAUUGAGGAUGAAGAACCACCCUGUUUAGUCGCCAGUGAAGAUUUUUUGGCGGACGAAACGGGACAACUCAGUCGUCAAGACACUUUUGUUCAUGAGAAGUACCAUUUACGGGAAACCAUUUCGGUCGGGGUAGAAACUGUACCCACUGAUGUUCAGAGCACUGCACAGGAAGUAAUAACUAUGCUGCAAUCCAAGAUUGACUUGCUGACGGAGACAUCUAGUUACGAGAAAAGUAUAAUCGAAGAGCAGCGGUCACGAAUUCAACAGCUGGAAGAUUCAACCACCAAUUUUCAGCACGAAAUAGAGCUUCGGGAUCAGGAAAUUUCCGAUCUCAAUAAGAAAAUUGAAUGUUUACAGCUUGAGCAUAGGACAGUUGAAGAAAACGAUUUCGAUACGACUCUGGUUUGGACUCCGGAAGGGCCACCACAGAUGGAACCUUUGGAGCCUCGAUUUUAUAACAAAAAUGUCGAUCCAAUGGAAACCCGUCUAAAAUCUCAUCCCAUAGGCGAUCACUGUACGGAGUGUGAAAAUCUGAAAGCGGCUGUGGCGCGUUUAGAAUAUAACUUGGAAAAAUAUCGACUAGCUAGGACUAGACUCAAAAACAUGGUAACGCUGUUGAAUGCUGAGAAUCAUCAACUACGAGCCGCAAAAAAGAACUUUCAAGAACAACAGUUAUCAACAGUAGAGAAACUUGACGACGAACUCGCAGAUUUCUCUGGGAGUGAAAAGGGAAGUGUUUGCGGUGUUCAGUACCGGGAAAUGAUUCGAAACAAAAAACGGGAUCGCCAGAAGACUAUUAGUGUUAAACAGUACAAAAUUUGAAUAUGACUAUUAUAUCAUUGAACGUCCACUUUUUUUUCUUGUACGAACUUACUCACCGCGAUCAGAAUCGUUGAUCUAUUGUGAGUUAUGUCCGAGUGUCUACUGUAUUCCGCACUCCCCGUUUCAACAGUGUCC